Messenger RNA from Kuraishia capsulata CBS 1993, 1008 nucleotides. RefSeq lists its product as uncharacterized. The record is from RefSeq and is a predicted model, not a curated record. Gene Ontology annotation, cellular component: extracellular region. The transcript has a single exon. NCBI's taxonomy places the organism in Eukaryota, Fungi, Ascomycota, Pichiomycetes, Pichiales, Pichiaceae. Bases 1 to 1008 code for a protein of 335 amino acids.
AUGAAGUUAACUGCCUUGCUUAACGCAGCCAUCUUCUUGUGUUCCAUCAACUCGGCAUCGGCUUCUAGUUGUUCCACGAAAGUGCACACUGUGACGGAGAUUGCUUAUGCUACUGUUUUUGUCGAUGCCAUUGCUGCCAGUUCUACAUCGACCAGCUCCAGGCACAGUUCCAGUCUGACCACGAAGUUGACUUCCAGUGCUAGUACAAGUUCUAGUGUCAGCUCCAGCUCGAGUUCCAGCUCAAGCUCUAGAUCACAUUCAAACUCCAGUUCAAGCUCUAGAUCAAGCACUACUCCAACCUCAAGUUCAAGUGCGACAUCAGCCACAAGUUCUAGCACCAAACCAAAAUUGAGCUCGAGUUCUACUUCGACUUCCACAAAGCCUACUAGUAGCUCAAGCACUAAGAAGUCAUCAAGCACGUCGAGCGCAUCCAAGACUAGCUCCUCCAAGACUAGCUCCUCCAGCACGUCCAAGAAGUCUAGUACAACUACCAGCAGUUCUUCUUCCACAGCAAAGAAAGCAAGCACAACCUCCACAAAGUCAUCCUCCACUAGUACUUCAACUAGCACCUCUCUUUCUACGUUCGCCUCAGCUAUUCUCAAGGAACACAACGUGAAACGUGCUUUACACAUCAAUACUCCAGCAAUGGAAUGGAAUGCUACGGUGGCCGAGGUGGCUCAGAACUACAUCAGCACCUUCAAGUGCAAGGAUGCACUCAAGCACUCGGGAACUUCAGGAUACGGAGAAAACCUAGCUUACGGUUUCACCACCGUGGGGACCGUGGACGCCUGGUACAACGAGAUUGACGACUACGACUUCAACGACCCAGGUUUCUCUGAGUCCACUGGUCACUUCACGCAGGUUGUGUGGAAGAAGUCCACUCAGUUGGGUUGUGGCUACAUUGACUGUACAGAGGAUGGAUACGGGCUGUACGUAUCGUGUAACUACUACCCGCAAGGAAAUGUGAUUGGCUACUUUUCCGAGAACGUUGCCGACCUUAUUUCAUAG